AUUGUAUAUUUCGCCAAUCGGUGGGAGUUAAAAUGUUUUAUCAAUUACGUACAUUCUUUGCUAUCUUUAUAAAUAAAAAUGGAUUAUUAAUGGUUUAGAUGGAGGCAUAUAUAUGGAAAAUAAUUCAUGGUCAAGUUUAAAAGACGAUGUUUGAUUACGAAAAAUCAGUUGAAUAUUAUCCUUUUUUCAUAAGGUGCAUUAGUUCGUUUGCUGCUGGAUUUUUUUUUAUUAUACUAUCUAAACAGUACGCACCAGAAUGGCUUACUAAAGUAAAUUGUAGAAUAUUACAGUAUUUACUGAAUAUCAUUUUACAUUUCACUUCUUGGAAUUCUUAUCUUAAAUCGAAAAUCGAUGAAAAUGAUGCAAACCGUGAUUUGUUAGAAAAAGAAAUUGACUCAAUUGUUGACAAAGUUUUGUUACACUAUGUAGAAUCAUGGUAUGGAGAUAUAAGUAAAGAUGAAGAAUUUCUAUUAUCUGUUCGCUCUUACUUUAAUAUCAUUAAAGAACAAGCUCUAAUCAAUAUACAAAAAUUGAACAAGGAAAAAUUAGUCGUAGACUGUAUAACAAUAUUUAGAAGUCAUUUAAAAGACAUUCAAGAGUUGGAUUAUGAUUAUCAAAGAAGCGGUCUUUUAGCCAUUGGAAAUCUAUUGACAAUGUCAAAUCUUGCACCUCCCGCGAUACCUAGUUGUCUUCCAGCCAAAUGGCUACUCAUUCAUAUGUUUGAGAGAAACAUCUUAGAGAUGCUCUUAGAAAAAUUAAGCUCACCAGAUUUCAUAUAUGAAAGUAUUAUUCAAAUUUUAUCUGAUAGAAUAGUCAAAUCAAGUGAAUCAAAAGCUCAAAAGGCGAGAUCGAUCAAAACAAGUCGUCGUGUAAGUUUCUAUGCGGGAAAUGAAAUUGACGAUAAUGAAGAUGAUAUAGAACAUAUUGAAAUGCGAAUGAACGAAGGGGAUGACUUUUCUCUUCCCUCUUCUAUGAAUUCUACGGCUACAAUCAAUUCGGGGGAAGACUAUGAUAAUGAUCAGAGAGACGUCGAAUGUUCUAUUGAAUCUGCUCAAGAGGCUCUGGACGCUUUGCCAGAUGCGCCUAAAGUAGCUUUUGAAGAUGUAUUGAUUGAAGGUACCGAAUUUGUUCAAGAUCAAAACCAUCGUCUCUACGUGUCUUACAAUCUUAGCUACAAGAUGUGGGAACAUGAACCGGAGAGUAGAUCUUGGAAAUUAAAAUCUGGAUUUGUCAAAAGGCGCUACGCUCAAUUUGUUGAAUUGCAGGAGUGUCUAGAGCGGAAAAAGGCUUAUAGAAAAGUUCUGAAAGGUUUAAGAACUCCAAGACGUUGGCCACAUUUUGCCAGUGAUUUAAAGAGUAGUAAACGAUUACAAAAUCGUAUUAAAUAUCUGGGACAUUAUCUAAAAGAAGUUAGCGAAAAUGAAUUGAUUGGCAAUAGUGAAGAGUUAACUUGGUUUCUUUCUCCUUCGUCAUCACCAUCAGUAGCCUAUUUAAGAAAACUAAACGAAAGUCGUAAAUUAGACACUUUCGUUAAUACAGUUUCAGGCGUUAUUGCUAAAUUUAUGCCAAGUAGUGACUUGAAUACAGCAAUAUCAGGCUUACCAUUAGACGGUAGUACAAGUUCGAUUAAGUUGGAUGAUAGACAUGCAGAAUUUUCAUACGACGUAGCAAUUGUAUGGAAGGAAAGAUCAAAUAAUUCGCGUCUUUGUGACCUAAACGAUAUUCUUUGUUCUUAUAUCUGUCACGUUGAUGAGACGUUGGACGGAACUAAUAUAGAAGAUAUUAAUAAAAAUACUAGCACUGACCAUUCUAAUGAAAAGGAUAGUAACGGAAAUUGCAAACUUAGCGAAGCUGUUUUGGAUUUGGCAAUCGAUCUAACAAAGGAUAGUAAACAUUGGUUUACUCAGUACGAAUUCAUGACAUACUUUAGAAACAUAUUUGGGAGCAUACUAAACCAGUUAAGUCUUUUACAUAUAAAUCGUCAAAUUCCAAUGAAUAAUAACAUUGUUUAUCUUUCUAUAUAAAACAUAUAAAGAUAUCUAAUGAAAAAUCUUGAUGAAGUAACGACAACAAAGAAAAUUGCAUAUUAUUUAAAUAUAUUAAAGCGUUCAAUAUGGGAGGAAGAUGAGGAAGAGGAUAAUAGUCAAGAGUAUACUACUUCCGUCAAAUUAGAAGUUGAAAACUGCAUUGUUGAUUUUUUUCCUUAUUAUUUGAAAUUAUUAUUGGGCAGAAAUUAUUUCAAAAAUUGCGUCAGAUAUUUAGUUGAAUCGUUAAACUCUGAAGACUUAAACAGGUGGUAAACUUAUUUUCAAAGCUUAAGUGCCUCCCCCACUCUCUAACAAUAAACUCAUUUUCAGACGUCUAAUAUUCGAUAUAUUUCUUUAUGCAAGCCAGAAAAUAUCAGCCAAAAAGAUGGAAUGUUUAAUUGUCAAAGAAAAAGUCGUCAGAUUUGAUAUAAUUUAAUAUAUAUAUAUAUUUAUAAACAUUUACAUAUGUGUCUUUCAAAUUUAAAUACAUAUAUUUACAAAAUACA
Molecule: messenger RNA, 2533 nt
Organism: Dimorphilus gyrociliatus
Lineage: Eukaryota; Metazoa; Annelida; Polychaeta; Dinophilidae
Source: the annotation of a GenBank genome assembly